UUUUUCUUUUUCUUUUAGAUUGACAUUAGAUUAGAUUUAUAAAUUAUAGCGGCCUCUACAUCUUCGCCAGAAGGCUAAAAUUAUUGGAAUGGUGAAUAUGGGAGGUGGCGGAGGCAGCGGUCAAACGAUGUCCUUUAUGGCUGCAGGCGAUGGCUCCGGUGGCGGCGGAUCGGGUGUUGCAGAGGCUCAGUACGCGGGGGCGAAGACGUCUGUAUGGUGGGACAUAGAGAAUUGCCAGGUCCCCAAGGGCUGCGAACCCCACUCCAUCGCCCAGAACAUAAGCUCAGCUCUGUUCAAGAUGAACUACAAAGGUCCCGUCUCCAUCUCCGCCUACGGCGACACCCAUCGGAUUCCUCCUCCCGUUCAGCAAGCCCUCUCCAGCACCGGCAUCGCCCUCAACCACGUCCCCGCUGGCGUUAAAGAUGCAAGCGACAAAAAGAUUCUUGUUGACAUGCUGUUCUGGGCUGUGGACAAUCCUGCACCUGCUAAUUAUUUGCUCAUUUCUGGUGAUCGAGACUUCUCGAAUGCACUCCAUCAGUUGCGCAUGAGAAGAUACAACAUUCUUCUUGCACAACCCCAAAAGGCUUCUGCACCGCUCAUUGCAGCAGCAAAGAGCGUGUGGCUCUGGACGAGUCUUCUGGCAGGAGGACAGCCACUAACAAAUGGUGAAUCACAACAACUUGGUAAUAAUAGCUAUUCCAGUUCUGACACAUUACCGAUUCCAGUUUCUGAUCCCAUUCAGACAAAUCAAUCGGUGGAUUCCUUUUCUGAAAAUUCCUACUUAGGAAAUCAGAAGCUCCCAAAUAUGGGGAGAAGUGCUGAUAUUAAGUAUAAAGGGAAACAAAAUCGCCGAAACUUGAAUCAACCAAAUAUACCAAGAACAGCAAGUGCACCACAACAGUUGUCUGGUGCAUAUAAUCCCAAUGCCUCCCUUAAUGGACAUGCUCCAAAUUUCUUUUCUGGAAGUCCUGUUCCUUCACGAAGCAAUGGCCAUAACCUCCAGAGCAAUUACCAAAAUCAUUAUUCACAACCAUUAAGGCCAAACUUCCCUUUGCAACCCACAUUUGGACCGUCUAAUUCGUUUCCACCAAAUCCUCAUACCCCUGCUUCUCACAUAAUGCCUCCCAGGCCUGAUGGACCUGGUUUCACCAAUGGUCCCCCAAAUGUGCCUGAUGUUGGUGUGUUAAACAUUUCCGAGUACCCCAGCAAUGUUCACAAUCCUCCAAGUUUUCAACAACGAGAUGGAGAGCUGAAAAGAAAUUCGAAUAUUGAGUCUCCAAACCCUGGAAGCUUAAGCGGACAGCAGAAAGGACAUAUUUUGCAUGAUACACCUUCAUUUUACCAUGAUCCUCAGAACAAUAGGUACUCUCGUGGACCAGAACUUCCACCCUCAUCAUCCUCAGCUAUGGGUACCACGAAUGUUCCCAGUAAUGGUAUAUGGGGAUCUCAUGGAUGCCAAAAACCUUCUGAGUAUGUCCAAGGCCUCAUAGGGGUUAUCUUACUUGCCCUGAACACCCUAAAAAAUGAAAAGAUUUUGCCUACUGAAGCAAAUAUAGCUGAUUGUAUUCGAUAUGGAGACCCCAAGCACCAAAAUACUGAUGUUAAGAAGGCCCUGGAAAGUGCUAUUGAGCAGCAGAUGGUAAUUAAGCAAAAAUUAGGUGCUGUUCAGUUAUAUGUUGGAAAAAAUGACAGACUAUGGAAGUGCGUGAACCUUAUGGGUGGUAAUCCUAAACAGUACUCUAAAGCAACUUGGGAUGGAAUCCAGAAUUUUCUAAUAUCCCCUGCUGGACGAUCUGCGAUAAUGGCUUCUCAAUGCAAGUAUGAAGCAGCUAUUAUUUUAAAGAAUAUGUGCUUGAAAGACCUUGCUUUGGGAGAUGCACUUCAGAUUUUGAACAUGAUUAUCAGUGCAAAGAAAUGGAUCACACAUCUUCAAUCAGGAUGGCAACCGGUUAACAUUUCUCUUCCUGAGUCUAACACUGAUUCAGGGGCCAUAGCUGCCACAUAAGGUCCGAAUACUAGUUAUGGUAGGGGAAAGGGGCCUUUAAACAGUUAAGAGGUACAUAAUAUAAUGGUGGGUGUUUGUUACUCAGAGGACAAGGAAAAGGAGGUUCUCUUUCUCAAGAACCAGAGUUGGUGGAGAUGGCGAAAUUUGACUUAAGGUGGUGGAAUAAGCAUAUUGGGAUUUCUCAUCAUUUUAUUUUAUUUUUUAUUUCUUGUGAAGUUCUUAAGUUUAGUUUUCUGGAAACGAAAGCAGUUACUGGACAGGGUUAGAUCAUAUAUAAUGAGAUACUAUUCUCUAAGUUGCAGAGGUGCUAGUUGCUGCAAUGGCCUGCUUUUGCAGUAUAUGUUCACCUCUUCAUUAGGGUUAGGUACUGCUUGUAGGAGUUGGACUUUUGUCCAUUUUCACUCAAUCUUUUAGGCCUUUCCAUUAGUUGCAUGAAUGAACCGUUGGUGCCUUGAAUGCUUUUGGAGAAAUAUUGUAAGGGGAGAUCCUGCAUUCUUUUGUUUCAGCAUAUAACCAUUGAAGCAAGUUAUCUUAAGGGAAACGGGACAAGUCUGUUUAUCUUAUUGCAAGGAUUGGUUUGUAUCCAUCGGUCAUCUCAAAUAGUUCAUGGAAUUAGCAACUGGGGUACAAAUUUCUGGAGUAUUAGUUUCUGAUGUUGGCAUUUCUUCAAGAUGGGGCUGGAAGUUCACUUACCGAGACACAGAAAUUUAGGACCCCAAUUAUACUGAAGAUGAAGGGAAAUACCGGCAUGUCAGAGAGAGAAGAAAAUGCAGUUGUAUGGGAUUAACUCAUCCUUAAAAGGGUUUUUGGUGGGAUCUGACCAAUCUCCUAUAAGCCAGCAUACUGUUGUAUUAGUUGAGAAUGAGACACUAAAUGACAAUGUAUGCCAUCAUAUUUUUGCUACUAUGGUAUGGUGCUUGCCAUCUACAAAACUACGAAGAUAUGGUGAUUGCUGACACUACGAAAAGCCAUGAAGACGAUAUGGUGGUUGGAUGCUCGAAGAAUUGAUUUCAAAGUACGGUUUAAUUUUAUCUUGGAAGACUGUUAUCUCUUGUUGCACCUUCUGUUCAAUCUUCAGUGUACAUGCAUGUAUAUAUUUCUUGUGGAAAGACUAUAUAUCCAUAUAUAUAUGUAUUUCUCAUAAAGAGCAUAAUGCUGUUAAAAUGAACCUUGUAUCUGUGUGCUUAUUCUGUGUAAGUGGUUGCAUAAUGUAAGAAACUAGAAGGUUUUCAGGCUGCAA
Vitis riparia (riverbank grape) is the source of this 3245-nucleotide messenger RNA. RefSeq lists its product as uncharacterized. The record is from RefSeq and is a predicted model, not a curated record. The transcript has 3 exons. The coding region runs from base 89 to 2005 and encodes 638 amino acids. Gene Ontology annotation, molecular function: RNA nuclease activity. Gene Ontology annotation, cellular component: peroxisome. Lineage: Eukaryota; Viridiplantae; Streptophyta; Magnoliopsida; Vitales; Vitaceae. Gene Ontology annotation, biological process: regulation of gene expression.